Messenger RNA from Malaya genurostris, 2154 nucleotides. Its product is annotated as T-box transcription factor TBX6-like. Gene Ontology annotation, cellular component: nucleus. The transcript has 5 exons. NCBI's taxonomy places the organism in Eukaryota, Metazoa, Arthropoda, Insecta, Diptera, Culicidae. Gene Ontology annotation, biological process: regulation of transcription by RNA polymerase II; heart development; cell fate specification. Gene Ontology annotation, molecular function: DNA-binding transcription factor activity, RNA polymerase II-specific; RNA polymerase II cis-regulatory region sequence-specific DNA binding. The record is from RefSeq and is a predicted model, not a curated record. The coding region runs from base 576 to 2051 and encodes 491 amino acids.
GUUCAGUGUAGAGCGCGAGCAGGGUUAUACACUGGGAUGGCCAGUGAGUGAGGCUAUUUUAUUGGCGCUGCAGUUGCGAGGCGAUUUUUUCACUGGUUGGACGCGUGUUUGCAAAAGGGCGAAUGAAUUCGCUAACGGAAUAAACAAACAAUAAAAAAAGAGCUCUAGCUACAGCUACAGCGUCUCGGGCGGGCGGUGUCGCGACGGCAAUUACGUGGCGUGGGUGUGUGAGAACAAAAAAAAAACCGGCAACGGCAGCAACAGGGGGCAAUAACGGCAACUGCUAUUACAGAAAUGCAAUCGAUGGUGUGAAUAAUAGCGAUUGCAUGUGGGCUGUCAACAUGACAAAUGAAUAUUUCUGAAUUUUCAUGAAUCAAGAUUCUUUCAAGUUCCGCGAGGCGGCUGAAUUGUUCCCAUGAAUGGUUGGGCGUGUGCUAAUAAUCGAUAUCGACCUGUAUGGCGUUUAUGUUUAUGGUUAAUGGUGAUAAAAGCAGUAGUAAAGUGAAGUUGACUGGUAGCAAGUGUACGAUACCAUCGUGGAUUAUUUAUACCGACCGUAGUUUUCCCGGAUAACAAUGACUGAUAUGAUUGACCUGAGAAUGCAUCAGCACAUUGCGCAUGAGAUCUACCGGCAGCAGAUGAUGCAAAGGAUUCCAGAUCCUUUCCCAUCGAUGCUGCCGGUUCCGGUCCCACCAAUGCAUGCGAUGGCCCUACCACCAAGGUACUCUCUACCCGGCGUGGAAAUCAAACUACAAAACAAGGACCUUUGGCGGGAGUUUCACAAAAUCGGUACCGAAAUGAUCAUCACCAAGUGUGGAAGGCGAAUGUUCCCCUCGAUGCGUCUCACCGUGGACGGACUGGACGCGGACACCAAUUAUUGCGUGCUGCUGGAGAUGAUGCCCAUUAGCGACUGUCGGUUCAAAUUUAGCGGAUCCCAGUGGGUUCCGGCGGGUGGUGCCGAGCCGCAGAGCCCGCAGCGCUUUUGCCUUCACCCGGACAGCCCUGCCCUCGGCACCCACUGGGCCUCCCAGCCGAUCGUGUUCAACAAGGUGAAGCUAACCAAUAAUACGCUGGACAACAACGGACAUGUGGUGCUGACCAGUAUGCACAAGUAUCAACCACGGAUACACGUUAUUCGGACAGCGGAUCCCUCGCAGAUUCCCUGGUCAGCUCAGCAGGCGUUCGUCUUUCCGGAGACCGAGUUCGUUGCAGUUACAGCCUACCAGAACGAUCGAAUAACCAAGUUGAAGAUCGAUAACAACCCGUUCGCCAAGGGAUUCCGCGAGACGGGUCAGUCCCGUUGCAAGAGGAAACUGGGCAGUGGCGGAGGCGGGACCAGCAGCAAUACAUCAACGUCAUCUUCGUCGUCGUCGUUGUCGUCAUCGGGAACAUGUGGCCAGAUGACAGAUGACGAGGAUCGCAACGAUAUGCAACAGCUCCACGAGACCAAGCGGGUCAGAUCAAACGAGCCGGACCCAUUGGAUAGCCGACUGUUGGAUCCCCGGUUAAUGGGAGGAUUAGAGGAUGGCUCCGGGGCUGGAUCAGAAGCGGCGUUGCGGCUGCAGAUGCAACAUAUGCAACGACGGUUCCCACCCGGUUCUCCUGCGGCAGCGGCCGCCGCCAACGAACUGCUGAUGCGUCAGUAUAAUCAAAUGUUCAACCCCAGCUGGAUGGAUUUGAUGAUACCGUACUUUGCACGACAUCCUUACCAUCCAUCGUUGGGUCCUCAGGCGCCACCACAGAUGAACCAUCCGUUCCUGCCGCUGGCAGGCCAUCGUGAAACGCCACUUCCGGUGCCAGUCAGAUCUCCACUUGUAGCGCCACAGAUCUCGCCGUCGGAAUCUGACCGGUCGUCGGCAUUUAGCGUUACUUUUCCACCGACGGAUGAUCAAUCGGCGGUUCAACUGUCACCAGUGCAGCCAUCCGUGGCGACCGGCUCUCCGUUGAGAACUUCACCGUCCGGAAGGCUCGCUCCGAACGACUCCAGAGAGGAGACCAGCGACGACAGUAAAAAGGUGAAUUUCAGUAUUGCUUCCAUUUUGUUGCUGUAGUUGUAAUUGUGUGAUAUUUGUGAACUGUAAGAUACAGACUUGGGGUAGUAUAUUUAUGAAAUUCAUAGAUCGAUUUCAGAGCAAAUGCCUGAUGAGAUUGAUU